Molecule: messenger RNA, 1527 nt
Organism: Camellia sinensis
Lineage: Eukaryota; Viridiplantae; Streptophyta; Magnoliopsida; Ericales; Theaceae
Product: protein GET4
Biological process (GO): protein insertion into ER membrane
Cellular component (GO): cytosol
Molecular function (GO): protein binding
Source: RefSeq, a predicted model, not a curated record
ACAUGACGAGCAUGGGUACCACCCCUUAAGCACACAAUAUAUAAGCUCCAUUUGAAGUCGAACUUUACAAACAGUUGUGGAUUGUCAGGUCAGGAGGACCAAAUCAGAUCUCUCUGUGUCUGUAGCGAAUUGAUCAUCGAAGGUGAUGUUGCGAGAGAGAGUCAGAAGAAGUUUGUUGCCUCCCGCUAAAGAGAAUGUUGAGAAGUUAGCAAAAGUUGUAGAGGAUGGUAACUGCUAUGGAGCUCAACAGAUGUAUAAAUCUAUUAGUGCAAGAUACAUAUCUGCUGAGAGGUACUCUGAGGCCCUAGAUCUUCUUCACUCAGGUGCUUGCCUUCAGUUGGAACAUGGACAGGUUACUUGUGGUGCUGAGCUUUCUGUUCUGUUUGUGGAAACACUUGUUAAAGGGAAAUUUCCUUAUGAUGACGUUACUCUUGACCGUGUCAGGAAAAUCCUUAAGAAGUUUCCCCAAAUUCCCGUGCCACAACACUUGGACUUGACGGAUGAUGAUGACAUGCAGAAGCUUUCGGAAGCUCUUGGGGAAGCAAAAAUACGUGUGGAGGGUUGCUCAUCAUUUUUAAAAGCUGCUAUUAAGUGGUCUGCAGAAUUUGGGGCUCAUAGGAAUGGAUCUCUUGAACUACAUGAUAUGCUAGCUGAAUACAUAUAUUCUGAAUCCCCAGAGGUGGACAUGACAAGAGUAUCUUAUCAUUUUGUUAGAGGGAAACACCCUAAAACGUUUGCAUCAACUCUUGUUAAUUUUAUGGGCAAGUGUUAUCCAGGUGAGGACGAUUUAGCCAUUGCGCGGGCCAUUUUGAUGUAUUUAUCUCUUGGCAAUCUGAGAGAUGCUAAUUAUCUUAUGGAUGAACUAAAAAAUCAAGUGAGAGACAAGGAGCUUAACCUCCCCAGAUCAGAUUUGAUGCAGUUCAUCAAUUAUCUUUUGCUGACGUUGCAGAGAGAUGCUCUGCCUCUGUUUAAUGUGUUGACACAGACUUACAAAUCUGCCAUUGACCGAGAACCUGUAUUCUAUGAGUUGCUAGAGGAAAUUGCGGGGAUUUUUUAUGGAGUACAGCGUAGAAAUCCCAUGCAAGGGAUGUUUGGAGAUUUCUUUAAGAUGAUGGGAGGUGAUGGAAUGUGACAGACCAGUUCAAUCGUUUAGUACUUUGAAUGAUAUGCAACGAUGCUUCCAAUGUCCUGUAAGAUCAGCGCUUCCAUACAAACUUCAGAAAGUGUUUUCCGAAAGCUCUAAUUUGAUCUGUCGACUGGGGAGAGCGGUGCAAUACUUGAAGAGAACUGUAACAGAAAUAAAGCCUUCAAUUUGUGCUUGUAUUAUAAGAAAAUCUGCAGUUUAUUAGUUUAUUUUUGUUGCUAAUGUUCCUUCGAUGCGAACUGAAACCUUAUCUGACAGUUUUUGUCUGAACGAAGGACCAGUGCAUCAAUUUUUCUUCGCUUUGAGAACAUCUAAUUGUUGAAAAAAUUUCAUUAUAUUUAUUAUGCAAUUAUAUAUAAUCUCUUAAAUGUGUUUGUGCCCUA